UAGCCUGCCGUCAAAGAGAACGCGUACGCAUGAAAGAGAAGAGGUUCUUUUUAUAUGAGGAUGCCUGAAAUCAUGGCAGAGACAUUUGUGAGAGGGCUGGUGGACAAGAUAAUGGUAGAAGUUCUGAACGUCAUAGUCACCAUGCAGAACGGAAAACCCUGGGAACAGCGAGUCGACGAGGAAACAGGCGACGGCCAGUCGGAGCUCGUGCAUGGGAGAUCACAGGCACACGUACAGGUGAACUAUAGCAAAGCCGACGAAAUGGAGCUGAUCGCAAAGAUAGUUCGCGAUCUGCGAGACGUACAGAUCGGAGAUUCGUGUUACGUACUGCCACCUCCAUUGUUGGCGUUGGAGAAACAGGUGAAAAACACCGCGGGCAACAUCGAGGACGCACCGGGCGCGACUGACGCGAUCGAGACGCGCACGACUCAGGGUCAAGGCGACACGCACACGAGCGAGCAGACGGAAACCGUCCGGAAGGAGAAGGAAGAAGGAGAAGCGGCCAACGUGUCCAUCGGCCUACUGCACCAGCUGAUCGAGGAGUUGCAGAACAAGCAGAUCUCGGCCACGAGCUCGAAAAACGUAGCUUCCUUGACGACGUCGACAUCGAGCGGCGAAGAGCAUAUCUCCAUUUGGGAGGAGGAAGAAGAACAGUUCAUCAGAACGAUCGAGCACCCUGGUAACCCGACUUUCCGAGCGAGCGAAUCGGCUGCUUGCUUCCGCGACGUCGAGCUGCAAUCUCGCGAGGAGCCGACUGCUGAACUGAGGUCUCGCUCGAGCCAGCACGCGGCGUCCACCUCGAGGGAAACCUGCCUCGAGGAGGUUCCGAUCGUGAAGUACGAGUCGAGCCCGCUGUCGAAGUCGCGGCGUGAGAACGCCGCGAUGAUGGAGGAAAUAUUAAUCGUGGACGAUAUCGAGACUCAAAAGGAAGGCGAAGCGACGAUGGCUACGAAUAAGAAGAAGAAGAAGAAGGGCCUCGGUGGGAGGCUGAGGAGGUUCUUCCGCGCUGUAUUCGGCCGGAAAAACUGA
Molecule: messenger RNA, 1029 nt
Organism: Dinoponera quadriceps
Lineage: Eukaryota; Metazoa; Arthropoda; Insecta; Hymenoptera; Formicidae
Exons: 3
Coding region: 55-1029 (324 amino acids)
Source: RefSeq, a predicted model, not a curated record